AUGAAGCGCAAGAGAAGCAUCCUGCUAUCAGACGGGCGAAAAUCUCCACACGAACCGCCAAAUUCUCAGCAUUCGCCCACAUUCGACCAAAUCGAGCCUUGUCUUGGACAGAAGCGCAGGCGAUCCGCCGAGGGAAAAGAAUCAGAACAGCUACACGAGCCCUGGCGCAAGCGCAACAGAGCAGAGCUUGAACAAAGCUCGCAGCAGGAUUUCAAUUUGAGCGAGGGAGAACCAGAUGAGCAAGAUCCAAUUCAGUACUGGGCUAGCACUGGGAACUGGCCCAACAGUUUUGACCAAAUGAGCGGGCCAGGUAGCGAUGGCUUGAACAAAAGGCGGCGGUCUAGUACACCGAGCUACUCGAGCCGUGCAAAAGAUAGGAGUGUCCCGCUUGCUCAUACGGCUGCCUACGAGGAAGAGCUCCAACGCUACGGCAUAUCCUUCAAAGAUUGGGAAACGAAAGACUUGGAGACAUACAUGGGAAUCUUCCAGCGUGCUAGCAAGUGCAACGAGGAACGGGUUCGUCGCGAUCUAACACCUCAUAUCGUGCCUUCAGCAGAGCUGUUGUACAUCCUGGAUGGAGGCCACACUUUGGAGAACAUUCGGGAAGAAAUGUCCGUAGAUUGGACAAAAUGCAGUUUGCUAGGCGGUACCCAGCCAAGGCCGGACUAUGCAUACGGUUUGUCAUCAGCAACGUUUACAGAAGAGGAGCGUUACAAAAUGGAAAACUACACGAAUGUCAACAACCCCACCAAGUUCACAGACUCUAUGUACUUCCCGUUCCUCAUGUGCGAGGCUAAAUGCGGAAAGAAGAACAUCAAUGACGCCGACCGACAAAAUAUACAUAGCGCAAGCAUCGCGGUCAACGCAAUCAUUCAGCUAUGUCGCGCUGGAGGGGAGGACCGGGUCCGAAGCCUCCACGGCCAAAUCCUCUUCUUCAGCAUUUCUCAUGAUAAUGAGAGGGUAAAAAUAUAUGGUCAUUUCCCUCUCAUCCGAGACGGUCGUACCACGUUCCAUCGAUAUUACGUUGAUAACUACAGUCUCGAUGGUCACCACGGACGAGACAGAAACACAGGAUCAAACUUUACUCGCGCAGUCUACGGCAAGUUCUAUCCCCAGCAUCUGAAAAGGAUACGGCAGGCAAUUGCGUGUCUGCACGAUCCACGGACUUCAUCCAUGAUGUCCGACAUCAGCGUUGGCGGGGACGAGACGCCAGCGAGCGACCAAUCAUCGCAAGAGAGGGAUUCAUCCAGACCACCACUUCGUCGAGCUAUGAGCCGGGGAAGUCAAGGGGAGUUGACCUUAAUGAAACAACAAAUGGCGAAGAUGGAACAAAUGUAUAAGGCUCAGCUCGAGCAGCAAAAAGAGGAGAGUCAAAAGCAUGUGGAGCAACAGAAAGAGGACAGUGGGAAGCAAAUGGCCCUGCUGGAGAGACUGCUGGACCGAGCGCAAGGCAGAUGA
This is a messenger RNA of Fulvia fulva, 1458 nucleotides long. RefSeq lists its product as uncharacterized. The record is from RefSeq and is a predicted model, not a curated record. The coding region runs from base 1 to 1458 and encodes 485 amino acids. NCBI's taxonomy places the organism in Eukaryota, Fungi, Ascomycota, Dothideomycetes, Mycosphaerellales, Mycosphaerellaceae. The transcript is spliced from 2 exons.